This is a messenger RNA of Drosophila serrata, 3011 nucleotides long. RefSeq names its product Protein tyrosine phosphatase Meg2 (gene Ptpmeg2). Gene Ontology annotation, molecular function: protein tyrosine phosphatase activity. Lineage: Eukaryota; Metazoa; Arthropoda; Insecta; Diptera; Drosophilidae. Gene Ontology annotation, biological process: protein dephosphorylation. The record is from RefSeq and is a predicted model, not a curated record.
GCUUGGCGUUGCUCUGUGAUGGAAUUUAUUAAUGCUAGUUCAUAGUUAUUAUUUAUUUGUUUUGUGAGUGUGUGUAUGUGCGUUGCUCGUGUGCAAAAAAUGACCCAAAAUGCAGGAAACACAAUGGAAUAAGGACAAGCCGGAAGAUGGCUGCAACAACAAUAGCUACAGCAGCAGCAGCAGAAGCAAGAGCAGGAGCGAAGGGAGCACCGGUUGUCAUCAGCGUCUCUUCCUAUGCAUUGCCAAGGCUGUGAAGCAAUUCAUUGAUCUCUGCAACGACCUAGGUGCAAACUGCAGCCCGUCAGCAACCACAGCAACAGCGACAACUACAAAUACAUCACCAGCAGCUUCAGCCUGCUCCUCCACCACCAGCAGCACGCACAACCUGAUAACAGGUGGCACGCAACAGCAACAGGCGCAGCAACAGCAGCACCUGCAGGUGCAAUCUUCAUCUUCAGCGACAGCAGGAGGAGGAGCUUUGCUCGAACGCCGCCACAUCUCGCAUACGACAGCUGUCAAAUUUCUUAACGCCCGCAAGUUUGAUGUCGAGCGAGCGGUAUCCUUGUAUGUGCAACAUGAGCAGAUCCGACAAAAGGAGUCACUCGACACCAUUAAUCCCGAUGUGGAGCCACUGCUCUCCGAGCUGAAGACCAGCAAGUUCACGAUCCUGCCUGCUCGGACGUCCAGCGGUGCUGCCAUUGCCCUGUUUACCGCCAGUCGCCACAGUCCGCUAAGCGUUUCGCACAAGACCACGUUGCAGGGCAUUGUCUACCAGCUGGAUAGUGCACUUCAGGACACGGAGACGCAACGCGCUGGUCUUGUCUUCAUCUACGACAUGAGUGGGUCCAAGUAUUCCAACUUUGACUAUGACCUCUCCCAGAAGAUUCUAACGCUUCUCAAGGGCGGCUAUCCGGCGCGCCUGAAGAAAGUGCUAAUUGUGACGGCCCCGUUGUGGUUCAAGGCUCCAUUUAAAAUCCUGCGGCUUUUUGUUCGCGAAAAGCUGCGCGAGCGAGUCUUCACCGUAUCCGUGCCACAGUUGGCACUCCACGUGCCCCGUACGGCGCUGCCCAUUCAUCUGGGUGGCACCCUGGAGAUCAAGCACGCCACAUGGUUGCUCAGCUGCCGCCAAUCGAUGACGAAUCGUGAGGACGAGCUGGCCAAUAUCGUGGGCGUGGGAUCGGGAUCGGGAUCGGGAUCUGCAGUAGCAGCAGCAUCGGCAGCCAAUGGCACCGAAACGGAGGCCGCACCAGCGGGAUCCCCGAUAAUCAGUGCCGUUCAUCAGCUGGGCGACAACAAUACCACCGUGGUUACCGUGAGCAUUGGCGUAGGCACAGCUGGAGCGCCAGGACAUGCUGCCACUAAACCAGCUGUGAGCAGCGGCAGCGAACCCAACGAAAACAUCACAAUAAAUGGCCUGAGUCCCAGUCAUCAGCGUCAGGCUAAUGGCAGCAGCAGUGCCUCCUCUACGGCUGUCAAUCCCCUCAAGCUCAACACGAGUGGAGUGGCGGAAAACAGUAGUAGCAGCGGCGGCACAACUAAUGCCGCUGCCACAGCCACAGGUGGAGGUGGAACAGCUGGAGCGGGAUUAGUGGCAACAGCCGGAGGCGGCGGUGGCGGUGGCGGAAGCACAACCAAUGGCGGUGGUGAAUUUUGGUCAGAGAAUCCGCCCAGCAGCGCCUCAUCCGGCUUCAGUGAUGACGACAGUCUGGCCGGUCAGGAGGGUGAUCCCAAGCCCAUUGAACAGAUUGUGCAGAUGGUAAAGAUGCGCGGACGCACUGGUUUGAUCAAGGAGUAUGCGGACAUACGGAAUCGGGCGCCCGAGGGUACCUUCCUCUAUGCGAGAAUGCGACCAAAUCUGACCAAGAAUCGGUACACAGACGUCCUUUGCUACGAUCACAGUCGAGUGGUGCUGGCACACGAAGAUGGCGAUGAGCCAUCCGAUUAUAUAAACGCGAAUUUCGUCGAUGGCUACAAACAGAAAAAUGCUUAUAUUUCAACUCAAGGUCCAUUACCAAAGACAUCCCCGGACUUUUGGCGCAUGAUCUGGGAGCAACAGUGUUUAGUUAUAGUGAUGACAACGCGCGUUAUGGAACGCGGACGCGUGAAAUGCGGCCAAUACUGGGAGCCGACUGAAGAUAGUUCCUUAGAGUUUGGCAAUUACCAUGUGCGAACAAUUAGCGUUGAGUGCAAUGAGGAUUAUACGGUUGCCUCGUUGGAGCUAAGAAACAUAAAGACUGACGAAAUCCGCAAUGUGUCACAUUGGCAGUUCACCAGCUGGCCGGAUUACGGUGUUCCCAGCUCAGCCAUGGCCAUGCUGAACUUUUUGCAGAAGGUGCGUGAUAAGCAGGCGGAGCUCGUCCAUGCUCUUGGUGAUACAUGGGCGGGGCAUGCCCGAGGUCCCCCAAUUGUGGUGCACUGCAGUGCUGGCAUUGGACGCACUGGCACAUUCAUAACUCUGGACAUUUGCAUAUCGCGGCUGGAGGAUGUGGGGACGGCGGAUAUACGAGGUACUGUGGAAAAGAUUCGAUCGCAGCGCGCCUACUCCAUCCAAAUGCCCGAUCAGUAUGUGUUCUGUCACCUGGCCCUUAUCGAGUAUGCAUAUUCGCGCGGCAUGCUGCAAACCGUGGACCUGGCCGGCUUUGAUGAGCGCGAACAGGACUCGGAGUAGGUGUGCGAGUAGGAUUCCAUGAGGGAAAAGGAAACGGAAACGGACGACAGGAAAAAAAACCUUGUACACAGAAUAAUUUGAUGUUUUUACUCUCGAAAGUCGGAGCUGUAACCUUUUUUUUGUACUAGAUGAACGAUUCUUCAGAUAUGAUGAUGAUGAUCGUUGUGAACAGAUAGAGAGAAAUAGGGAGAGAGAGUAGAGUAACAAAUUUACGUUAAUCUAUUGUAUUUUUUUUUUAUAUAUAUAUAUGUAUUAUUACACAUACCAAGCUAUAGUUUGUAUAGCAUCAGAACAUUAUUUAAAUUAAAUUUAAACUAAAUGAAAAACAAGUAGCUAAAAAUAA